Nipponia nippon (crested ibis) is the source of this 657-nucleotide messenger RNA. The record is from RefSeq and is a predicted model, not a curated record. NCBI's taxonomy places the organism in Eukaryota, Metazoa, Chordata, Aves, Pelecaniformes, Threskiornithidae.
AUGACAGACAGGAAUAAAGUUUCAAAUGAGAAAGUUUUCGGAAGUCACCACACGUCACAUGCCAAUACAGCGCUCGGUGUGCCAACACCGACGGUGCGGGGCUACAGGCAGCUGUUUCUGGGAAGCCGGAGGACACCGCGGCCGGUGGGCCGGGAGACCCGGCUCUCUUUGUUCCGGGAGCCCCUCGCGGCCCCGGGGCGGCUCCUGCGGGUGCUUCGCGGGCGGGAGCGGCUGAACGGCAGGCGCAAGCUGGUGUGCGACAAGCCACCCUUUCCCGACCAGAGCUCUGUCUUUGCUUGGCUUGUGUUACAGAAUAGUAUGGUGCUUUCUGCUGCUAUCUUCAUCACGCUGAUUGGCCUGAUCAUAUACCUGCACUUUGUGAAAAUUGACCAGGAAUCACUAUUGGUCAUCGGCUCACUCAUUGAGAUGGGUCAAGUGAAGGAUGUGGUUAUCAAUGAAGCCAUUCAUAUGCAAAAAGUUAUCUACUACCUGUGCAUCCUCCUCCAGGACCCUGGAGAUCCUCAGGGAGUAUCUGAGGUUGUGCCACUCUUUCAGAGCUCCAAGCCACGUCUGGACUGCUUGAUAGAAGUGUACAAAAGUUGUCAAGAAAUCCUGGAGCAGAGGAGGACAGCUCCACAAUCAAGUGGAAUAAAAUAG